AUGUCGAAAUGCCAAGUCUGCUCCAAACAAGCUAGUGGAAAACGCUUUGGAGCCAUUGUUUGUAGAGCAUGUGCUGCGUCUUUUAGACGAUCCGAUCUUUUCAAAAGAACCAUGUCAUGUAAGAGAAACGGAAAAUGUGAAUUUUUCAUAAAUGGUUUUUUCAUUUGCAAAUACUGCCGAUUGCAGAAAUGCAUCGAAGUUGGUAUGAAUUUAGAAAAUGUGCAUUUGAAUAGUGAUUGUUCUACGGUGGAUAAAGAAACAACAAGACUGGAGAGUGCGAUUCCACCGACAAUAGACAUUUUCUGUGGAAGAUCAAAUCUUAUUAUAUUUAGAAUGCCAAAAAACUCGUCUCAGGGAUACUCAAAAAAUGUUAUCGAUGUUCAGCUUUUGAUUGAUAAAAUUUCAAAUAUGAUACAGCAGUCAAGGCAUUCUGUGAAUCCUCCCGAUUCCUUAAAAUAUGGAAGAGAAGAAUCAUUAGCUCAGUUGGAACAUAAUGUUGUUUUGGUUGCGAAUUGGUUGACAUAUUUUGACGAUUUUCAAAUGCUCCCUCCGAAUCUUCAGCUUCAAAUGGUUCAAGGAAUUUGGAGUGUCUGGUGGAGAUUGAAACGAUUAGCUUAUUCGUCAUCAGAGAUCAAGAAGAACUUCGAUAAGGAAACAAUCAGAAAAAUGAAAACGGAUACUCUGAUAAGAAGGUACGAUCAGAACAGAAUCGAUAUGUCAUGGCUAUCUAAAUAUUCAGUGGAAGAGCUGAAAUUUUUCAUUGAUCUAAGUAACGAAGUACGUCUAGAUGAGAUGACUCGUGCAAUGAUAGAACUUGAACCAACUGAAGUGGAGUUAUCGUAUAUGUUCUGUCAAUUAUGCUUCCAUACAGUUGGGAAAAGAUUUCAAGGAGAGAUUCUGCAGAUUUCUGAAAAGUUUCAAGAAACAUUGGCAAACGACUUGCAUGAGUAUUAUGUGAAAGAUCAGAAGAAUCCGUAUUAUAUGAAGAGACUGGCUACUUUGAUGAUCGAUUGUGAAAUGUAUGGAGAGAUGAGCAGUUGUGAAUCCGCAUGUUCCAGUCCCAUCAGUUGUCAAGUCUGUGGACAAGAAUGCAAUGGAAAGUUCCAUUAUGGAGCAAUGGUUUGCAGAGCGUGCGCUGCUUUUUUCAGAAGAUCAGUCGAGUUCAAAACGUCCAAAUCAUGUCAUAGAAUCAAAAAAUGUGAUUUUUUGAAGAAAGGAUAUUUCACUUGCAAAUAUUGUCGAUUGCAGAAAUGUCUUAAAGUUGGAAUGAGCUAUGAAAGAUUUCAGUUUGAUAGAGAUGUCAACAAAGUUAACAAGAUAGUAGUUCUAGGAGGAAGGAUCCCACCGUCAAUUGAUACGUUCUGUGGUAGAUCAAAUCUAAUAAUAUUCCGGGGACCACAAACUUCUGCUUCUUCGUCGUCUUGUCCUUCUCCAGAUUCCCCGAAAAACUUUAUCAAUUGUCAGUUUCUAAUCGACAAGGCUAUUAAAAUUUUACAACAAGGUCCAGAAUCGCCGAUUUUCACUAGAAACCGAUUGGAGAAACUGGCCGUUGUAUUGAAUCCGGUGCUUGAAUUCCAGCCAGCAAUCGAGCCACCAGAUAUGGGAAAUUUCGGAAAGGAAGAGUCAUUGGCACAACUGGAACACGUUGUGAUACUCGUUACAAAGUGGUUGACUCAUUUCGAUGAAUUUCAGAUGCUCCCAGCAAAACUUCAGAUCCAAAUGCUGCAAGGAAUCUGGAGUGUUUGGUGGAGAUUAGGAAGGCUAGCUUACACGUCAAUGAAAAUUAGAAGAAGUUUUGAUAUUGAUACAAUCAAGCGAAUGGAAACGAACACGUUGGUUCAUAGCUACGAUCAGGAGAGACUUGAUAUGUCAUGGCUAUCAAAGUAUACUGUGGAUGAGUUGAAAUUCUUUAUGGAUAUAAAAAAUGAGGUCCGUUUGGAUAACCAGACUCGAGCAAUGAUAGAUCUUGAUCCAUCUGAUAUAGAACUUUCAUUCAUGCUCGGUCAACUAUGUUUCCAAUAUGUCGGAAAACGAUUCCAAGGAGAAAUUCUUCAAGUUGCUGAUAGAUUUCAAGAGAUGUUGGCGAAUGAUCUACAUGAUUAUUAUGUGAAUGAAUUGAGAGUACCCCAGUAUGUGACUAGACUGGCGAGUAUGAUGAAGAUCAACAAUCAGAUACAGAUGGACAUCUAUAAUAACAUAAAGAAAACAGAGUUGGCUAACAUUUUCGAUAUUUUCUGCGUUGAAGUUUCUCAUCCAGAAAUGUUUGUAGACUUUUGA
Molecule: messenger RNA, 2277 nt
Organism: Caenorhabditis remanei
Lineage: Eukaryota; Metazoa; Nematoda; Chromadorea; Rhabditida; Rhabditidae
Exons: 15
Coding region: 1-2277 (758 amino acids)
Biological process (GO): regulation of DNA-templated transcription
Molecular function (GO): sequence-specific DNA binding; DNA-binding transcription factor activity; zinc ion binding
Source: RefSeq, a predicted model, not a curated record